Messenger RNA from Trematomus bernacchii (emerald rockcod), 1746 nucleotides. RefSeq names its product tumor necrosis factor receptor superfamily member 4. Bases 49 to 876 code for a protein of 275 amino acids. Gene Ontology annotation, cellular component: external side of plasma membrane. Lineage: Eukaryota; Metazoa; Chordata; Actinopteri; Perciformes; Nototheniidae. The transcript is spliced from 7 exons. Gene Ontology annotation, molecular function: signaling receptor activity; cytokine binding. The record is from RefSeq and is a predicted model, not a curated record. Gene Ontology annotation, biological process: regulation of cell population proliferation.
UUUCACACAGGAAACAGAGCGGCAAUUGCCGGCAGUGAACUUUUGAACAUGGUCCUGCUCAAACUGCUCAUAUUCACUUUAACUUUUUAUGAACUCAUUUUUUAUUUGGAUGCCAAGAUUUGCCCUAAAGGUUGGAAAGUAAAGAGAGUUGGCAGAGGGGAGUCUUGUGAAAGCUGCCCGGAUGGCAACUAUCAGGAUGAAGAGAAUACUUCCCAAAACUGCAAACCUUGUAUACCGUGUGAUCACACGACGGGAAGUGUUCUUAAAAAGAAGUGCACAAAAGAGACAAACACUGAAUGUCAGUGCAGUAGGGGAUUUGUUCGCUAUGAUGAUUCCAGUUGCAAAUGUAACAAGGGAUUUGGACUAAAACGUGGAGAGCAACCAGAAUGUUCAGAAUGUGAAGAGGGAUUUUUCAGCUCAAGUAUCAACUCACAGUGUCAAAAAUUGAAAGAAUGUAAAUCAGGAGUGAAGUUUGCUGGAAAGAAGAACUCAGAUGUCAUAUGUAAUGUGGACAGUUACACUACACCCACCACAUCAAACGAAAGAGUUUCUCUACUCACAAGAUUAACAUCCCACCAUGGGGGGGACAAAGCUACUGCCACUAACAUCAAGACCACCACUUCCAGCAUCAGCACCACAGCUCCUCCAGGACACACAAGGGACAAAGAGCCCCAUUUACAUCCAUUUGCUGGUGCAGGUAUGGUCCUCAUCAUAAUUGGAAUUAUUGGAUUGCUUGUACUGACCGCUGUGACCUGCAAGCUGCGCUUUAAUCCUAAACCUGCAGUAACAAAAAGUGACUCAUUGUGUCGGAGCCCAGUGGAAGAAAGCGGGGAUGACAGUCAGUCUUCUCUCAAACUGAAUCCAGAGGAGCCCUGAGGACUCAAAUGAAUCUGCAUACUUGACUGUGAACUUUUACGAUCAGAUAAUCAUCAUAGGAAUCGUUGCAAACUGAUCACUUUUAAGAAUUAUUGGUAGGAAUACAUCAGAAAAUCUAUUACUGUAUAUUUAUUGUAGCGUUCACAAUCUGAAGUAUGGUAUAUAUAUCUGACUUUCAUUGGUUAGAUCUUGUAAUUUGAUUGAAAGAUUUGUAUAAAUCCAUACAGGGUUGAUCAUCCAUACCUAAUCAAUUUAUAGAUAAAUAAUAACAGGUAGUUUUUACUUGGAUAAAUACCUCACUAAAUACGUUAUAGUAUUUUGUAUUAUCAACCUCUGUUGUUUCAUUCUAAAAUGUAUGUUUUAAUGUUUUCUUAAACUGUAUCGUGCUAUAUGCAACGUUUUUGAAUGGGGCAAGUGACAAGUGUCUGAGAAAUAUACAAUAUGAACAGUAUUGUAGUAACAAUCAAUACCAUUGAUUUUGAACUGCUGGAGAGCCAUAGGAAAAUAUUUACCGUUUUCAUGCUGUUUUUCUGUGUCUAUUUUUGUCAUGCUUUGUUAAUUCAGAUCUGUUCCACCUGUAUAGCUUUGCAAAGCUGAGAACAGUCAAAACGUGCAGUGUGUGGGGGUUGGGGGAAUUCCCCUUGUGGAUCAUAAUGCGCCUCUUUUUCCCACUAAGAGAUACUUCCUGUCAUGUUUUAGUUUCAGCCGUUGAAAAGACUGAUGUAAAUGUAAAUGUGAAGACUUUCAUGUUUUUUAUACCUCACUGGAGACUUUCCCCAAAACAGUGCAGUCAGAGGAGAAUUGAAAGCAUAUUCUCAAUAUUUCUAUUCACUUUGCUAUGAAAUCAGAUAAACUACUUUGCUGGCUUUA